AUGGACCAGGUCCAGGUGACCCUACUAGUCAGCAAUCAGAGCUACGAAUUGGCUAUACUUGAGUGCGAGAAAGGCUGUAGGAAUGAUGACCGCCCUUGGAUGUUUUCUGGAAAAUUGCCUUUGGACGAAUGCUUAAAAAAGAAAAAUGAAGAUAUAGUAAAGAAAAAUGAAGAUAUAGUCUUGGAUAUGUACCUGGAGCACAAGGAGGUAGUGAAUGUAAACGGUAAAUUAGCGAUUGGCUACACUCCUCGGGUUGACGACUGCGAUGAG
Cylicostephanus goldi is the source of this 270-nucleotide messenger RNA. NCBI's taxonomy places the organism in Eukaryota, Metazoa, Nematoda, Chromadorea, Rhabditida, Strongylidae. The record is from the annotation of a GenBank genome assembly.